GUUCAGAAUGAGCGGCAGGAGAAGCUGGAAAUUAAUGCUUGGUUGAAGUAUAACUGGCGUGACAUGAAGCUACGUUGGGAUCCUCUGGAAUAUGAAAAUAUCACGGAUUUGAGGCAUCCAGCCGGAACGAUAUGGCAGCCUGACAUAUUACUUUACAACAGUGUCGAUUCGGCAUUUGACAGCACAUUUAAAGUGAAUGCAAUCAGUUAUAACGAUGGUUCGAUAACCUGGAUACCUCCUGGAAUAUUCAAAAUUUCUUGCAAAAUUGACAUCUAUUGGUUUCCAUUCGAUGAACAGAUUUGCUUUUUGAAAUUCGGUUCCUGGUCAUUCAGUGGACGUGAAAUAGAUUUACAACCAGGUGAUCUUGAUAUGUCAGAUUUCAUCGAAAAUGGCGAGUGGAUUAUUAUAAAAACAUGGGAUGAAAGAAAUGAAAAAUUUUACGAUUGUUGUCCUGAGCCUUAUCCAGAUGUUCGGUUUUUCAUCCAUCUCAAAAGGAGAACGCUAUACUAUGCAUUUAAUUUGAUAAUGCCGUGCAUGAUGACCCUUGUCCUGAUUAUACUAGGCUUUACCCUCAGUCCGGAUACUUGUGAAAAAGUGGGACUGCAAAUAUCUGUCUCGCUGGCUAUCUGCAUAUUUCUGGCGUUGAUGAAUGAAAUGACGCCGCUAACAUCGGAAGCCGUGCCACUGCUCGGAAUUUUUUUCCAAAGCUGUAUGGUUAUUUCGGUGGCCGCAACAUCAUUUACCGUUUACGCUCAAGCUGUACAUUUCCGAAAUCCCGAUACCCAAAUGCGAAUGAAUUUUUGGGAUUCUGGCAAAGUUUUUUUUGCGCUUAUCUCCUAUCCAGAUGUUUCCUUACGCCCGCGUGUACUAAAGAUGCGUUAUAUACUGCUGGAAUGGGCGCCUUAUUUACUGCGCAUGAAACAGCCGAAAAGGGAGAAUACACUGCAAACAAUUAAGCAGAGCUGGAAGGAACGGAGGAAUCGGUGUGAAGAUGAUCGAACUGCAUUCACCUACGGUAUUCGUGAGAGAAGCGACGACUUAAUUGAGGAGAAGCGAAUUGCAAACGAAUGGCGAUUCGCAGCAAUGGUUGUCGAUCGUAUCGGGCUAAUCCUCUUUUCUGCGAUUAUUGCUAUCACAUCGCUGACAAUUGCUGCCCGAGCACCAUACCUAGUCGCUUGA
Molecule: messenger RNA, 1179 nt
Organism: Gongylonema pulchrum
Lineage: Eukaryota; Metazoa; Nematoda; Chromadorea; Rhabditida; Gongylonematidae
Source: the annotation of a GenBank genome assembly